AUGCCCUCCUUCCUUCUACUCUCUCUGACCAUUUUCCACGUAUGCUUCGCAUAUUGUCCAUUCAAAAGGUGAGACGAUACCGUAGCACUCAUCAAACCGUUAACUUUUAAAGAGCAGUCGUGAAGGACAUUCUCAUGAUUCCCACCGACGAUUACCUGUCUGUCGAGCAGGAUGAGGCGUCGGAAAAGUGUGAAAUCGAGGUGCACUCGGCCGACGGACACCUUCUUCUUGUCUCCAUCACCAACUUUUUGAUGUUCUCGCAUCGACGGCCCCAAAAUAAGAACGAGAUUAUUGUGCGCAACGCGGAUAUGCAGUUUAUUGUCGAUAGCAAACCGAAGGUUUGUACUGUCUUGCCUACAUCAACAGUACUCGGAUUGCAAGGUGUCUGUGCUUUAAAAGUUUCAUUAGAGAUAAAGAAACCAGAGUUUUGGAACAUGAAAAGUUAGUGGUUUGAAGCCUAAUGUCCAUCAACUUUUAAGACCUAUAUCUCGAGAACCAAUGACUAUCUAAAAAAGUGGUCAACUAAAAACAAGUUGAAAAUGUUGUGCUCAACAUCUUUGUAGUUGACUAUUUCACUCCAAAACGUUUCAUUCUCGAGAUAUGAACUAGUAACUUUCUUCUAGGGCUAUCAACUGAUGCAGACGCCGAUCUGGCUCGAAAUCCCGAUGAACUUGAACUUCCGUUCCAUUUUGCUCUUCUCAAAUCCACGAGAUUGUAACUCGUACGACAGUUUGAAAUGUCCAGAGUACAGCCUUUGCUACAGUAUGAAAAUUAGAUUCACAUAACCUAAAAAGAAGGUGUUCAGACUGUUCGAAGCACUGCUUCUCCAUCGAUUUGGAAUGUGACGGGCUGGACACUUGUGGCGAGGAUGAGUCGCGGUGCAUUGUCAAAGAUGUACAGCGUGUCGAGUGCGAAUACGUUUCAAAAAAGUGCCAAAUUUUCAGUCGCGCACUCCUCAAACCUCCUACCGUUACGGAAGAGACGCGUUGUCAUCGAGUCAGAUAAUGCUCAUUUGGUUUUUCGCUCUCAACGGAUCAUUCAUCGGUACAUACUUUGUGUUUCCAACCAAAAGUGUUUCCAGUGUUCUUUCUGAUAUUAUCGCUCUGCUCGGCCGGAUUGUUCUAUCAGUGCCCGUUCUACGCGAAAAACAGCAAAGCCUCCCGCCACACGUUCAUCCGAUAUUUGAGGUUAGUCAUACACUUGACUUCCUGCACAAAAGACUAUAAAGAAGCAAAGUAUACAUGAGAAUAAUCAGAUUGUCUGGAAGAUUAUAACCUCAAAAUUUGAGGGAAGCCAUUCCGCCUGCACUCGCCGCUCCCGCAGUUCCCACCGGAGGCCACGAUGCGAGCGAAGAGGAAAAGACUGUUAUUUCGACACCGCCAGGACACACGAGACAUCGCCACUCCAUCCUCAGCCGUAUAAACUUUCAGCCGGCGCCGGCGCUCAGUGAAAUCGAACCAGGUUCUGCUUUCAGCCGGAUGUUCCCGACUGUUUCAUUACAGAAGUGGAGGACCGAGAACAGUCGGCGGCGGCCGAAUCGAUUUGCGAACCGCCGGCCCACCAGCCGGAAGUUUUUCUCCGCCGACAAAGUCUUCCGUUCGGACUGAAACCACCGUCGGAACAGGCAAAUUCGGGGGAGAAACGGACACGAUUCACGACGAGAGCAAUGUCUUUUCAGCACUAA
Molecule: messenger RNA, 1684 nt
Organism: Caenorhabditis sp. 36 PRJEB53466
Lineage: Eukaryota; Metazoa; Nematoda; Chromadorea; Rhabditida; Rhabditidae
Source: the annotation of a GenBank genome assembly